UAAGGUGAUGCCUUCCAUGUCCAUCUGCUGGGGCUGUCAGGCUGUCUUCUAAAGUCACAGACACAAACCUAACGGCCUAAUGUUGUUAAUUGUAAUGUGUUUGUGUAGUGUUAGUUAGGAGCUGUUCUAUUGGUGUUAUUUGCUACGAGUACUACAAUUUUUUAAUUUAGAAAAAUAAACUACUGACCAAACGCAAAAAGCUGUAGGCGAUCUUUGCUUACUUUUCACUUUAAAAAAUAAACUUUUCAACAAUGAGUUCUGUGAAACAGAACAAGUUGAAUAGGAAAUUUACAAAGUAUAAAAAUAUCUUGUGGGAGGAUCAUAAAAUAAUGACGAGCCAAGAUCCUACAGAGGUAUUGGUCAUCUGCAAUCUUGGAAUCAAUGAUGGAAUUAGCAGCAGUGAUAUUAUAAAUUUUUUUUCAAAAUAUGGGAAAAUUGUUUCGGCAUCUUUCGUUCCGAGAAAGUCGUAUUCUUUUAUUCUCUUCGAUGAUGUCCAAAGUUCUGAAAAGUGUUAUCGACAAAUUAAUGGAAAGCUUGCCUUGGAUAAUGUGAAGAAGCCUCUCUAUUUACUCUUUGCUCAGUCUUUUCCACCUUUGGACAAUGAUAUAUUCGACUUCUCCCAACUACCUCCAGGAGCAACUUUAUUCAAAGACUUUCUCAACCUAGACGAGGAAAACGAAUUUCUUACAAUAGCUAACGAAUCGUUUGUUGGACAGUCCACUACUUUAAAACAGCGUAAAGUGUUUCAUUAUGGAUAUGCUUUUCUGUAUGAAAAUAAUAAUGUUGAUAAAAACAACCCUCUCCCCAAUGGUCUACCAAAAAUAUGUGAUAUUAUCCGACCGAGGUUAAAUGAAAAAGGAUAUCCACUUCUCAAUAAUCCAGAUCAACUGACAAUAAAUCUGUAUUCUCCAGGGCAAGGUUUGCCUCCUCAUAUUGAUACUCACAGUGCUUUUGAGGAUGAAAUUUUGAUUUUGUCUUUAGGCUCUGAUUGCAUUAUGGAUUUCAGGAAAGAUUCUAAACACAUCCCUGUGAUUUUGAAACGUAGAUCCAUGUUAGUGCUUGCUGGUGAAUCUAGAUACAUGUGGACACAUGGGAUAUCGGCUAGAAAAUGUGAUAUACUUUAUGAUGUCGAUCAGGGAUUAGUUAAUAAGGAACGUGACACAAGGAUCUCGUUUACUUUACGCAAAAUUUUGCAAGGGGAGUGCAAGUGUUAUUAUCCUAGCACUUGCGACUCACAAAUGGCAAACAGUUUUAACAAUGAACACCCUUCUAAAUUAGAGCAACAAUUUGUACAUCAGGUUUAUGACACCAUAUCAGAUCAUUUUAGUCAAACCCGCUACAAACCUUGGCCUAAGGUUUUAAAUUUUGUACAAUCCUUUCCAGUUGGAAGUAUUUUAUUAGAUGUUGGUUGUGGAAAUGGAAAAUAUUUUAACCACAAUCGUAAAAUAUUUGAGAUAGGAUGUGAUUACAGUCACAGAUUAACAACGAUUUGCAAGGAAAGAGGAUUCGAAGUAUUACGAAGUGACUGUUUAUACCUGCCUUUCAAAGAUAAUUUCUUUGAUGCUGUAAUAAGUAUAGCAGUGCUUCAUCAUUUGUCAACACUUGAAAGAAGAAUUCAAGCUUUUGAAGAAAUAAUCCGAGUACUCAAACCUGGUGGAAAAGUUUUAAUCUAUGUGUGGGCUAAAGAACAAAAGCUGAACAACUCACCAUCUAAUUACUUAAAAAGUGGUGAAAAUCAUGUUAAACAGAGUGAAAUCAAUUCUAAACAGUUUAAUUUGAAGUGUAGCGUUGAAGAUACUUCCUUAAGGACAGGUGUUGAAGAAAGCAGUGAACAAAAAGGUGGUAGGACACCAGGAAAUUUGCCUUUACCGGUUCACACUAAUAGGAUGGAAUUCACACAAAAAGAACAAGAUAUUUUGGUUCCAUGGAAGCUUCAACGUAAAAACAUUGAAACGUCAACACACCUUAGAUAUUACCAUGUAUUCCAAAAGAACGAACUUGAAGACAUUUGUUUUCGUUGUAAGUUCAAAAUAUUAGACUCAUAUUAUGAUAAUGGUAAUUGGUGUGUGCUGUUAACAAAAUAAUCUAGCAGUGUUAACAUAUUUUUUGGAAUAUUGUUACACCAACUGUUUGAAGAUAAAAUCGCAACAAAGAUAAAAAUAAAUGUAUUACAUACAUUGAUUAUAUGUAUAAUUUAUAUAGUCAAAUCUUUAAGUCAAUAUUAAUAAACUGUGACAAUAUCAAUUGUUUAAAAAUUAUUAUUACCUUUAAAAAAUAUUGUUACAUAUUUUAGUGUUAACGUGUUUUAGUAAAUUUAUACUACUGAGAUGAUCUUGUUCUCUUUUAAUAAAUUCCAUAAAUUAUUUUGUGUCUGCA
Molecule: messenger RNA, 2376 nt
Organism: Cimex lectularius (bed bug)
Lineage: Eukaryota; Metazoa; Arthropoda; Insecta; Hemiptera; Cimicidae
Product: alkylated DNA repair protein alkB homolog 8
Exons: 8
Coding region: 252-2084 (610 amino acids)
Biological process (GO): tRNA wobble uridine modification
Cellular component (GO): nucleus; cytoplasm
Molecular function (GO): S-adenosylmethionine-dependent methyltransferase activity; tRNA binding
Source: RefSeq, a predicted model, not a curated record